Spodoptera exigua (beet armyworm) is the source of this 1269-nucleotide messenger RNA. NCBI's taxonomy places the organism in Eukaryota, Metazoa, Arthropoda, Insecta, Lepidoptera, Noctuidae. The record is from the annotation of a GenBank genome assembly.
CAAUCAGAUAAAAUGUUACAUCCGCCUAUUAUAAAAUGGUCUGGUUGACAUUUCAAAUUAUUCCUGUGACGAUCCCCGUUGAGUUUAGUUGUGAAACACGUGAUGAAUAUUACUAGAACAAUGGUCGCUUCCAGCCUGAUGAUGAAGAGCAUCGGUUCAGUGGUUACCAAAACUUGGGUUGAAAGCACCAUACAAAGGUUUUGUGGUACUACUGCUGCAAGCCCAAAAAAGUUUGAUUUAAAAGAAGAAAAAGCCGAGUUCCUCAACGCUCUUCCAGGUGUCAUUGAUCAAUUUGCGAAACAUGUGAAGUUUCAGGAAAUACCCGGAACCGAAAAAUGGGUGAGAAAUGUUUUAAAUGGCAAUUUAAUAGGCGGUAAGAACAUGAGAGGACUCACAACGGUAAUGACAUACAAGUUCAUAGAGAAACCAGAAAAAAUCACAGAAGAAACAUUGCGACUAGUAAGAACAUUGGGAUGGUGUGCUGAAAUUCUACAAGCAUACUGCCUCGUGUUGGACGACAUAGCUGAUGGAUCUAUUACUCGACGAGGCAUGCCCUGUUGGUAUCGAAGGGAGGAUGUCGGCAUCGCUCAUGCAGUCAACGAUGCCACACUAAUCCACUUCAGCCUGCUCCAGUUACUACGAGUCAAUUUUGAGAAGUUCCCUUACUAUAACGACCUCUACCAUAAUUUCAACGAGACGCUCUUUUACACAUGCCUUGGACAAUAUCUGGACAUCAUGACAGGAAUGAAAAAGAAGAACUACGAUCUGUUCACAAUGGAUCAGUACGAUGCUAUAGUUAAACACAAAUCUGCUUAUUACACAUACAAACUUCCCAUAACAGCUGGACUAAUGCUAGCUAACCAGUUCAACGAGGAAACUCACAAGGAUGCUGAUGAAAUAUCAAUGCAGUUAGGAAGACUUUUUCAAAUGCAGGACGACUACAUUGAUUGUUUUGGAGACGAAAACAUGACCGGGAAGAUGGGAACUGAUAUUCAGGAAGGCAAAUGUUCGUGGUUAGCUGUAAAAGCGUUACAGCAUUGCAAACCCAACCAGCGCGCCGUUUUCUCUGUGUGUUAUGGCAGCCAUGAACCAGCGCAUGUAGAGCGUGUUAAGCAGCUUUACGUUCAGCUAAAGAUUCCUCAACUGUAUAAAGAAGAAGAAAAUCAAAUUUAUAACAACAUCAUCAAGAGAAUUGAAUCUGUGUCUUCAAACGAUCACCAAAAAUUAUUUCUCAAAGUUUUACAUGAUACUUAUGGCCGAAAACAUUAA